AUGGCCAAAGUUGACCACAACGAACACCUCGAUGUUCCCCUAACCGACAGGAGGCAAACCACGGUGCCAGAGGUGCCGGCCUUUGCCGAGCAUGGCCCUCUUGUCGACCACAAGGUGCCCCAGGCGGAUGUCGUCCAACAAGAGCCCGACUUGGCUUGGAGUCGGAUUCGACACACUCUCCGAGAGCCUUUAUCCGAAUUCUUCGGCGUCUUCAUUUUGAUCAUGUUCGGCGACGGUGUCGUCGCUCAGGUCGUUCUCAGCAAUGGCGAAAAGGGCGAUUACCAAUCAAUCUCCUGGGGCUGGGGUCUCGGUGUCAUGUUGGGCGUCUAUUCAUCGGGAAUUUCAGGGGCCCAUUUGAAUCCCGCCGUGACCCUGGCGAACUGCAUCUACCGCAAAUUCCCGUGGCGAAAGUUCCCAAUCUACAUGCUUGCUCAACUGCUGGGCGCCAUGGCGGCGGCGGCCGUCGUCUAUGGCAACUACAAAUCGGCAAUUGAUGUCUUUGAGGGAGGGCCAGGCAUCCGCACCGUCGGGGGCGCGACCUCGACUGCGGGUAUCUUCUGCACCUACCCUGCCGAGUUCAUGACCAAGACAGGUCAAUUUUUCUCGGAAUUCAUUGCCAGCACUCUCUUGAUGUUCUUGAUCUACGCCCUAAAGGACGAUGGGAACAUCGGCGCCGGUCCUUUGACCCCUCUCGGCCUGUUCUUCAUCAUUUUCGGCAUUGGUGCAUGCUUUGGCUGGGAGACUGGCUAUGCCAUCAACCUUGCCCGUGACUUUGGCCCUCGUCUGGUCUCUUACAUGAUCGGCUAUGGCCAUGAGGUUUGGUCCGCCGGUGGCUACUAUUUUUGGGUUCCCAUGGUCGCUCCUUUCUGUGGCUGCGCAUUUGGAGGCUGGCUCUACGAUAUGUUCCUCUUCACCGGUGAAAGCCCGAUCAACACUCCAUACCUGGGAUUGCAACGCUUUUUCCAACCCAAGCGAUCCGUCUGGUCAAACACAUACAGCGACAGCCAGGUGUGA
Molecule: messenger RNA, 1014 nt
Organism: Capronia epimyces CBS 606.96
Lineage: Eukaryota; Fungi; Ascomycota; Eurotiomycetes; Chaetothyriales; Herpotrichiellaceae
Product: aquaglyceroporin like protein, other eukaryote
Exons: 3
Coding region: 1-1014 (337 amino acids)
Biological process (GO): water transport; glycerol transmembrane transport
Cellular component (GO): plasma membrane
Molecular function (GO): water channel activity; glycerol channel activity
Source: RefSeq, a predicted model, not a curated record